AUGAAUGCAUUCCUCGAGGGAAUGGUAAGAGAGGUUGAGAGUGGGGACUAUCUUAGUACUGACCAUAUGGAUAGGUUCGGAAGCAUACUGGAUGAAAACACUGAGUAUCAUCCUGUAAGCUGUUUGGCCAUUGAUGCAAUGGAAGGUGUUUCGGCUGUCGCUACACCUCACAUACAAAUUCUGUUCUCGGGGAAGAUCGACGCCAGUUCUAUCGGUCAUUGGAUUGUGGUCUUCCACGAUGGCAGUAAUUUGUAUGUGUACGACAGUCUGAACAGUGCCCACCUCACUGCAGACCAAACUAAGCUGCUCUCCCUUCUGUUCCCGGACCUAUCCAUCGUUCCAGCAUUUAUUCCCGUCCAAAGGCAAGAAAACGGUUUUGACUGCGGCGUAUUCGCCAUUGCUAAUGCUACUUCACUUGCCCUUGGCCGGGACCCAGCCAAACUGCGCUAUGAUAUACCAUCAAUGCGCCCCCAUUUGGCUGAAAUGCUGCGCACGGGUAGACUGGAUAUGUUCCCUACGCUAUCAGUGUCCUCUCCUCCUGAGCCAAUAAUCAAAGAUCCUAAUUCUACUUGUUUAAGCAUUGUCGAAUCUUUACCGCCAUUAGAAAUAAGUACCAUGUCCGUCUGUGCUCCAGUUAAAAAGGGGCCGGGUAGACCUAAAAAAGUGAAACGUGGCCGCCCUAAAACUCUUUCAACCACUAAGGAGGAGCAGAUAAAAAAUUCAAAGAAAAACAUCCUCAAGUCAACAGGGAUGCUGUUCAACGUUACACUGAGCAGCACCCUCAGGUCCACCGAGAUGCUGUCCAGCGUUACACUGAGCAGCACCCUCAGGUCCACCGAGAUGCUGUUCAGCGUUACACUGAGCAACAUCCUCAGGUCCAUCGAGAUGCUGUUCAGCGCUACACUGAGCAGCAUCCUGAAGUUCACAGGGGUGCUGUUCAGCGUUAUACAGAAAAACAUCCUGACACAAAUUUACAAAAAGCUGUUCGAUGAAGAGAAGGAUAGGAAGAAAUGGUGUUGCGGUGAGGGAUCUUAUAAAGUCCAUAAUUUACCUCCUCUGGACGCCAGUUUCUAUUCUAACCGUCUGUUCAUCGAACGAGCCCGUGCCUACAAUGACUUGUUUGCCUUCUGCGCUCUCGAGGUGACUGGGGGGUACCGUCAUCCUUCAGGCCUCGCCUUCUUUAAGAUCGAAGGUAAGAUGUACCACCAGGUUCACAGUCUGGACGCUCCAGGUCAAAAGUUUAGGACCAAGGGAGGUGAUGUCCAGUUUGUGAACCGGUGCCGCCUGUACAUAGAUGAUGGCGAGGAGCGCAAAAACAUUGCCAUGGGUAGAUCAUUGAACUCAGAAGUCAUUGAUGAAAUUAAUACAUAUCUUCUUUCCUGUAAUCCUUUCAUCAAUGAUUUCCGUAGAUUGAGUGAUGAGCCUUCAGUCAACGCUCAUUUGGAAUUUGAAGUGACCAGCAGAUCUACCCAUGGCCCUGUUCUUGGAGAUAGGCAAACAGGCAUUGAAGUGCACGCUGUAUUGAGCAAUGAAGACACCAUAACUGAUCCAAGAAAAUUGACCAUCUGGAAGAAGAGUGAUAGGCGUCCGUCUUCCCCCGUCUUUAGCCCCUUAAUGGAGCCUUUCCAAUAUCCGUUGCUCUAUCCUCAAGGUAAUUUAGGGUGGCAUAUUGGGCGCUUAGACAACCACGGGGGGAAACUUUCACAAUACAAUUACUCUAGAUGUCUCCUCCUCUCCGAUCCCCGUUUCUCGCAUUUCGGCAGGCUGUCUCAAGCAUGGCAGGUCGAGAUGUUCGCGAGGUACGAGGAGGAGCGUCUAAGAUUUAUUCGUUUCUCCCAAACGCGUUCUGCUGCUCAAAAUUCCUUGAGGAUAGGACCACUGGACGAGCUCCUUGAAGCUCAACGGGGUAGGCAAGCUGGUGGGCAGGUUUUAGGCGACAUCACCCGCGAUGAAACAGUCUUGGGUGAGGGUGGGGUGCAGGCUGGAAAAGUUUACCUCCCAAGUUCGUUUACCGGUGGACCCAGAUACAUGAAGGUACAUUACGAGAACGCAAUGGGCCUUGUGUCUCGUCUGGGUUCACCUACGUUUUUCCUGACGUUCACCUUCAGUGCUACUUGGGAGGAAAACAAGAAGGCCUGCCCUCACAACAGCGGGCGCAGUGACCCCUCAACAGCCUGCAGAAUCUUCCAGAUUAAACUUGGCGAACUCCUCCGAGAUCUGCGCAGCGGAGCAAUGUUUAGCCGUCCGGCACGUGACAUUGACUCCGUAAUACGCGCAGACAUCCCUUCGGAGGAGGAAGCCGCUGGAAGACUCAGGAAGUUGGUGCUGAAACACAUGAUUCAUGGUCCAUGUGGUACUGACCACCGCACCGACUUCCUGUGCUGGGACUCUGCAAAGGGGCACUGCAACAAGUUCUACCCCAAGCCUGCCUGCCAAACCACCCACGUGGACGAGAGGGGGUUCGUCCAAUAUAAACGAGACUACACAAACGAAGGCUUUAUCACAUCACGGAGGAGACAGAUCAAAGUGCAUGAUGGCUGGGUCGUUCCGUACAAUUCCGCUUCUACUCGUCGCGUAAUCAAGUACCUCUUUAAGUACCUCAUGAAAGGCGGUUCUUUCCAGAACGUAACCGUCACUCCCCUGGGGAAACAAGAGGAUGAGGUCGAGCAUUACGUGACGAAGAGAAUGGUGGGUGCCAGCGACGCAUGCUGGCGUCUUCUCGACUUUCCUGUGUCAAAGCUCGAGCCCACCGUUGAGUGUCUUCCCGUGCAUUUAGAGGGCAAACAAAGUGUUGUCUUUCGGCCGAGACAGCUCUCUGAUGCAGUCACUCAAGCAAGCUCUAAGCUUAUGGUCUACUUCAAUCGCCCGCACCAUGAAACUUUUGACAAUGUCACGUACCAGACAUUUUACGAGAAGUUCAUGGUGCACACUAAGCGCCCACGUACUGCGGAAUUGUACGAACACCCCGAUGGCCAUCACUUUGUAACGACUCGCCAGCGUGGUGAGAAGGUAUGUAGGUUGAUGUGGGUCUCUCCCAACCGAGGAGAACAAUACUACCUUCGUAUUCUACUUAUGUCUACACCUUGCCGUGGUUACGUUGAUCUUCUGGCUCGUGGCGGUCCUUGUUGCCGGACGUUUCAGGACGUAGCCCGCAAUCUCGGCCUGGUGGAAGACGAAGAAGAAUACAAUCACGCGCUGCGCGAGGCAUCUACGUUUAUGACUGGACCUAGGCUCCGUUCCUUCUUCGUGAUCCUCUGCAACAUGGGAGCUCCCGCUGCUCUUCUGUGGGAGUCUUUCAAGAACCACCUUAGCGAGGAUCACUUAGAAAGGAACCCUCUCGACCCUGAACCGGCGGUGAAACUUACCUUGAUAGACAUCGAUCGGAGCCUCCGCCAGCAGGGAUCGUGCUUGAAAGAUCAUGGACUCCCCUACGUCGAGGAUGACACGACUGAGUUAGGUAGAGAGCUACUCAACUACGGCGAGAACCUCCAGCGAACCAUCGUUGAGGACUGGGUGCCCAAACUCUCCCCAGACCAGCGCCGUGUGUUUGAGUACGUUCGCUCUCUGCUUCUCAACCCCCGUGACCGACGCACUUCUAGAAUCAUAUUUCUGGACGGUCCCGGGGGUUAUGGGAAGACCUCUCUGAUUCGUGUCAUCCUUGCGUAUGUCCAUGGUUGUCGACAGGUUGCACUCGCCGUGGCUAGCUCAGGGAUUGCUGCAAGGAACAUGGCUGGAGGAACAACAGCACAUAGCAUUUUCCGACUCCCUCUAGACCUAGGUCACGGCACAGGUGUGUGGAACAUCACCAACGGGUCCCAGCGAGCAGAACUCAUCAGAGCAGCACAGCUCAUUGUGUUUGAUGAGGCCCCGAUGGCACACCGCUACAUCUUCGAGAUGAUCGACAGAUCCCUCCGGGAUCUCAUGAAUAGUAGUGUGCCAUUCGGGAAUAAGAUCUUCAUCUGCUCCGGGGACUUCCGUCAGAUUGCGCCCGUCGUUGAGAAGGCUCGCACACCAGCUGAUGUCGCGUGCGUGUCACUUCGGGCGUCACAUCUGUGGCGACUGUUCACACUAUUUUCCCUGACGACACCCCAGAGAACUAGUGGUUCCAUUGACUACUCCAACUUCCUCCUUGGAGUAGGCAAUGGAACAAUAAAUCCUUUACUUUUUGGAGAAGGCCGCGAGAGAGAGUCUCUCAUUCCCCUCACUGGGGUGAGAUGCCUCACUUCUCUCGCGGACUUAAUAACGGAUGUGUUUCCUCCUGGUGUUCUGCGAGAUCCUGAUCUUUGUGCGAGACGGGCAAUACUCUCAACUCUGAAUGUGAACGUCAAGGAGAUCAACGGUCGCAUCCUAGACCUCAUGGACGGGCGCAUUCAUGAGUUGAGAAGCGCGGACACCGUGGACAGAGAAGACGACGACGGGCUGGAUGUGGACGUAAAUCUCCUCAACCAGGCCACUGGCAAAGGAGUGCCAGAUCACGUCCUGCGUCUCAAGGUCGGCUCCGUAUGCUUAAUCAUGAGAAACUUAAAUAUCGGUGAUGGACUCGUGAACGGCACCAAAGUCAUUGUGACGGCGAUCAGCAGCCGACUGAUCACCGUCAGACUUAUCGGCAACACGCAACCUAUCGGAAUUCCCCGGAUUACGUUCAGGUUCGCGUUUGCCGAAGGAUCGCCGCUCCGGGUUUGUCGCCGUCAGUUCCCCCUCAUGUUGGCGUACUGCAUGACUGGUCACAAGAGCCAAGGCCAGACAAUUGAGUACGUCGGAGUCGACCUGAGAACGGACUGCUUCACUCAUGGCCAGCUCUACGUCCUGUUGAGCAGAGUGAGACGUCCAGACGACAUCGUCGUUCUUGUACCAGACGACAGAAUAGUAGAAGGAGUCGCCUAUGCAAAGAAUAUUGUAUAUGACGAGCUCCUUCUAAACACUGAUUAA
Messenger RNA from Homalodisca vitripennis (glassy-winged sharpshooter), 4929 nucleotides. RefSeq lists its product as uncharacterized. The transcript has 4 exons. The coding region runs from base 1 to 4929 and encodes 1642 amino acids. Gene Ontology annotation, biological process: DNA repair; telomere maintenance. Gene Ontology annotation, molecular function: DNA helicase activity. The record is from RefSeq and is a predicted model, not a curated record. NCBI's taxonomy places the organism in Eukaryota, Metazoa, Arthropoda, Insecta, Hemiptera, Cicadellidae.